Anopheles funestus (African malaria mosquito) is the source of this 13867-nucleotide messenger RNA. RefSeq names its product focal adhesion kinase 1 (gene Fak). Bases 3420 to 11609 code for a protein of 2729 amino acids. The record is from RefSeq and is a predicted model, not a curated record. Gene Ontology annotation, cellular component: focal adhesion; cytoskeleton. The transcript is spliced from 14 exons. Gene Ontology annotation, biological process: protein phosphorylation; signal complex assembly. NCBI's taxonomy places the organism in Eukaryota, Metazoa, Arthropoda, Insecta, Diptera, Culicidae. Gene Ontology annotation, molecular function: protein tyrosine kinase activity; ATP binding.
ACCUAGAGCAGUUCGACAUUGGCAUGGUAUCGAUUGGUCUGCACAAGUAAACCGGAACGGAUAGACGAUUCUCAAUCACUUUCUUUGUUAAAAGUGAUAGGAUUUCCUAUCAGCUUUGAAAAGCUGCAAGAGGACAUCUUCAUGUUUAACAUGGUAAUGCAUUUUAAUAGCUUUUUUUCCGCUACCAAGACUAAUUGCGACCAAUCGUGUAGAGUUGGCUUUGUACCGCGACUAGGGUCGGGCAAGAAUGAUAAGAAUAGGUCACGGAACCCGGACAAUAAGACCUAUUGCCACCCUGUAAGUGAGGAUAGAUUCCUAACAGCAGGGGAGGUCUAGCGUCGUUGCCACCAUCAACCUGGAAGGUUUUGUAGAAUGACAACAUUCCUUGUCGCGUUUAGCUUUGAAGCUGAUAAGCGACAGCAUGUAAAAUGCCAAAUCGCCCAUGUUGUCUUUGACAUGACUUUGUCAAAGGGUAACGCAAAAUAAUACUGUUUACCGCUACAUAACGAUGUUUGGUAUACAAUCGGGCAUAAAGAAUUAUUGUCUAUAUAACAAACAAUCCUGAGGUCAAUGUCACGAAAACAACGCAUUUUACUGAGACAAAGAAACUCUGGAAUUCUACUGCACUAAAGGUGUUGAUCUUUAACAGAUUUGCAUUUGUUCAGAAAUGCAUGAGAAUUCUCGUCGGUCAAACACGUUCAAAAAUCGUUCGAUUUGUAACAAUUUUAUACAUCGUUAAAAUCGACACACUCAACCGGUACAUCUUGCCAACCAAUGCAUGCUCCAAACAUGUUCGUUCAGCAUUCGAUUGGCGGGACUUGUUGGCACCGGACUUAUCACUGGAGGGAGACAAAACCUGUCAUUUCACGAGAUGGUCAUCUUGGCCAGCACGGUUGAACUCAUGUCAUCCGUCGAAGCUGCCAUCAAACUCCCCCCCUGGGGGAGGAGAAGGUUAUGAGUAAUUUUGAUUGCCUUUUUCCUGCUCUCCUCGGAACUGGAGAACCAGUUUCUUGUGAUGCCCACUUUUGACGUAAGCUUGUGAGGUUUUUUGGCGAAUUUUAUUUUUAUUCUUUUUGUGUUGUGAAGGCAUUUUGGUGGUUGGAUACACACGGGCGGACGGGCCGAAAGGUGCCGAAUGUUUUUUCAAGACACGCGAAACUUCGAAUGAACUCACCACACCCCACCGGAGAUGGAGUUAGCAAACACAAGCCAUCUUAUUGCGACGGGUUGUGCAAAAAAAAAUAAAAAAAAACGGGGGGUGGUUGUUCCUUCGGGCGCGCGAAAGAAACCUAAGUAGAUCAAUCAUAAUUAUUGAAUUUGUUUUCUUCGACUCCUUUACCUUUCGUCGUUUGCACGUUACAAAACUUGUUAAUUUGCCACUAGUGUAAUCCUUUCUCAUUAUUCAUUUCUAGAGGCAGUAGAAAAAUAUAAUUCAUAACAAGUUUUGAGGCGACAUGUUUCUAAUUAGCGAACUCGAGUUAAAAUUGUCUGGAUCUUAGCCCAGCGUAGGCCAUCCAUCUCUUGCCUAUCAGCCUGAUUUUGCAGUCUCCAAAGUGCACAAAGAUCCACAUGGAAAAUAAAUGUUACGAUAAAACAUUGCAACUCAAAAUGGCACCGCUGAAAUCUGGAAUCCAUCCAUGUUCGUAGCAUAUGGUAAUGGUUAUUAUAGUCCCUCCCGACGGUUUAUUUUAUUAAUAGACGUAUAUCUCGAGAUCGAGGUGUAUGAUUGAUUUUUUUUGUUAGUUUAUUAUUCUUUUUAGAAGCAACUUUAUAUCGCUUCAUCGCGUACUGGUCUCCACUCUUGACCGAGUCACCGUGCACAUUGACCGGCUCAAGUAGCGUAAGCUGUGGCUCAAGAUGAAGGCAAAUAUUUACCGACCGUAUCAUCCUUACCGCCAUACGUUCAGGUGAUGCUUACCGCUUUACGGUACAACCGUAGAUAGAAUGACUUAAUGGCAAAUAUGUAACAUUCCUGACUACGCUUCGGAAUUCCAGCUGUAACCGUCGGUUUGCAUCCAUUUGCCUGCAGGGUCUUUGCACAUUUUAAUGUACCUUUUUAUUGGUGAACUGCAGUGAAAAAUCCCUCUACGCAACUUUAUGCUUGUUGGCGUGCAGCACAAGUAAUGAGCAAAUGUAGUAAAAUUAUGCAUUAAAUUAAAAACUAAUUUGAGAUCAGGUUAUGGAAUGCUUCGGGUCACCGAAAGAGGUGCGGGUUUUUGCAAUACGGCGAUUGCUAGAUCUGCUCCAGUUAAUGACGCAAAGGUAGAGCCUGGUUACUGGGAAUCAGCAUUCAAGUACCGCCAACGUAAUGGAGAAUUGUUUCCAUUCAACUACUCUGCUGAAUGAAUGGUAGUUCCACUACUGUGAACUGUGUUUAGCGUGUUAGUCAUGGACCGGGACCCGAAAGCAUAACCUAGAAUAUCUCCAUUCUAUUGUGUUUCGAUGCUUUGGUUUCGACAUAUCGAGUUGUAUUCAUCCCACAGCCAAUAGCAGGGGCGUUUUACCAUAAUCGGUCGGUUAGCCAGUGUGACAGAGUGGAAUUAGCUAUUUUCGAGUAUCCAAGACGUACGCCUGGGGUUUAUUUUACGCUACAGCAGAGCUUGGUCGUUAAAUUGUUCGGCGUACCUCGAAUCCUGUUCGAUCGUGUUUCAAUGGUAAACGUUUUGUGUGGGUGUCUUCAAACACCUUGGAGGCAUAGUGGCAGAUAUUCCUACCAGUUCCAUCUAGACACCUUCUGCGAGAGGAAUCAUAUGUUAAGAGCGAUUCGAGAAUUUACAAAACAAUCAAAUGGUGAAUAUUUUGUAAAGUGACAGUCUUAGAUUAAUGUUACCAAAACUAAACAUCUUAAGGCGAAUGUGUGAGAGGCGUGUAUUUUGAUAAUGAAACGAAUGUUUGAAUAAUGGGCCCAAUCAUCGAUAUCAAUCCAGCCUUAAUGGCAUUCUGAAUUCCUGCAUAUUCCGAGAAAUCUUCAGCUGAAUCUGACUGGACUGAGCUAGUGAACACACUUGGUUGAUAGUAGUUGAUUGUGUUAAUCUUUUCUACAACGUAAAAUAGUGAUUCCCUCAUCCAACAACUCUAGAAAUGGUAUAAAUCUUUCUAUACGUAUGAUUUCACCAGUUGCCGGUACUUGUUCAACAAGACGUCAUGUGCUUCCGUCCGUUCGUCCAUUAAUCAUAAGCAGUGUGUAUGUGUACUCGUAGAGUGUGGGCUCCAUGUAUCACCGUUGGUAAAGAAGAUUAAAUCAUCACCCAACAAAACCAAACGAGUGGAAGUGAAGCCUCGCCAACAACAAACCCAAGUUUGAAGUGUUCUCGCCGUAAAGCAUAUUGUUAAAAGUGAAAGUACUAAGAAUAAGAAACGCUCUGUGAUAUCCGAUCUUCAACGAUAUGUGUGUCGCGCUGUGAACAGUCUACGCCACGAUGAAUGCUCGGGAUACCAGUGGGACAGUGUUCAGCAAUCCUAUGGCACUGCAUCUUCAGCAUCAUAAUUUAGCCCGCUCACGAGAAUCAAGCAACGGUGCGGGAGAGACACAUAAGGGGCCAAGAAUAUCACCUCACAAUCCAUCCAUCAUGGGUCAAAGAAACGGAGAAAAUGGUGUCAAGCAUUCGACACCCACGGAAACGGAAGUGGGAACGGUCGGUGGUGUAGUGAUGCGUAAUCGUGUGAUCGAUUUGGACAAGAAUCGCAUCAAGUGCAAUCGGAACCGGAUCUGGUCAAGGCCCGCUAGUUUCUUGAGUUUCUUCAAACAAUCUCUUGGUUCGUCAAACGGUGCGACAGCAACAGGUGGAGGAAGUUCGUCGAAUAACACUCAAAAUACUCAUAAAUAUCCGAGGAGUAAUGUGGCUGCUUCGAAUAAAGUUCCGCACGUCCAGUCCAACGUAAUAUCGUACGGUGAAUCGACAGUGGACAGUACUGAUACGAAGGCAACACCGUCCGCAGCUGGCGGACAGCGGCUAGAUCUGAACAUGAUCCGCAAGCUGGAAGAGGAAAUUUAUAAACGAGGUCGCGAGCAACAGCCCGAUGCGGAGGUGAAAGAUUUUCACGAGUUUUAUUUCAACAAUCGAAGACAUUCAGGCGGUGAGCGGAAGACAUUUUCCAGCGACACAUCCGCCUUCAAUGGUGACAAUCAUCGGGCGGUUCUGCUCGUAGAUCCAAACGCUCUUGAACCGAUACUGUUGAAGCGCCCACUCAGUACAGAUGAAACGAGACUGAUGAUGAGCGAUGAGGCAGCGGACGGCAAUGCGGGCAAAGAUGCAGACCAACCGGUGUUGCAUCAUCAUGGAGGAGGUAACAAAUCGAUCAUCAUUGUCGAUAACUCCGAGUACUAUCCGGUGUUAAUGCGGUACGACAUCAACGCGGAGCAGAUCGACCGGCAGCAGCAACAGCAGCAGCAGUACCGUCGCAAUAGGACAGAAAUGCUUAAAAUAGACACUGAAGCACCUCCCGUGGCCCAGCACAAGAGCUCAUCACCCGGCACUGUUGCGCCAAUCAAGCGUCCGUCUGGGACGGACAUCGUAACGUCACCGACCGCUGGGGGUUUCCCCAUGAAAAGCGACGAAAAGAUGUCAUCGUUUACCUCCUCACUGUCGUCCACUUUAAGCGGAGCGACAUCAUCGAGCGUAGAGCUACCGACGACACCUCCCAUCCGGAGAGAGUCUUCCGAACAGAACGGCGGCACCAUUCCAAAGCAUCGUCCCCCGCUGAUGGUACCUUUCGUUCCGAUACCUGCCAGUACGGGUGGCAGCGGUGGUCGAGGGAAGAAACAGCUGCAACAGCGGACAGCGAAUCUAUUCCAACGCUUUCUUCAGCACCGCCGCAGUCUUAACCUUUCGGUGCGUCGUAAACGAUUCCGACCUACGCACGAAUGUGCUCAUUUCAAGAACACGGAAGUCCCACUAGGAAGAGCACACUGGGCGGAUGUCAUCCUCGGUAGUUCGGCCAGUAGCAAUGCCCGGUCCUCCGGUAACAAGAUGAAAUUUGAGUAUCUCAAACGUAUGGCCCGGUACGACUGUGAAGCUGGAAACGAACGGCACGCUAGUGGUCGGACAAGCGGAUCUACGCGCCGUCGUACGGUGAGUGAACCCGAUCUGGUGUCACGACAGAACUGGAAAAGCGAUGGCUUUGUUCAGCAUCUGCAGCAUCACCAACAUCGAACGCUGUACUGGAGCACCGGUGAUUUGGGCAGUCUUGGCCGAAUGAUGGAGUUGGGGAAGAACUUUGAAAACAUAUUCGACAGUACUAGCGACAACCUUUCCGCCCGACUGUCGGCCGCUGUGAUUUCCAGUUCUAGUUCCUCCUCGGUACCGCUAUCGGGUUCGGGUUCACUUUCUUCCUCUACAACUGCUUCCUCCAUGGGCAGCACCUCAAGUCAGCGAUUGCUGCAACGUCGUCUAGCGGCUGCCUUAGUUAAGUCUACGCAACAUCAUCAUCACCAUAACCACAACAACAACAGCAAGCCUCCAAUAUCGUGUUCAUCGAAUGGAAAUUCUGGUUCCUCGAAUUCCUCCUCAUCUCUGGCGGUAUCGUCCGGUCCGCCCAAUGGUGGCAACUUCCUGCGCAAAAAGUCCUCCUCCUUCCGGGGCGUACUCAGACGCUCAAACACCCCGGAUGUGGUCAAUACAUGGGUAUAUCGCAAAAGCUACGAUGGCUCUGGAAACGGUUUAGGAGAGCCCCCGUAUCACCGGGGGCACGGUAGUCCACACGCUUCGCCAUCGCGGUACUCCUACAACAACACUGCCAAAAGCCCACUGCAGCAUUGGCGUACGUCUAGUGCCGGUGCGUCCGACUUCAAACGCAACUCACGUCUUCGCAGUUCCGCGAACGCGGCCGUUCCCGGUGUGACCGGACAACAUCAUCACAACAUGGUCGAUCUGAAUGUACCCCGUGGCCAUUCGCCACACUUCAGUCCAUCCCGACAGACGACACAAACCGGCGACACGCAAACGCUGCACGUCUACCUGCCGAACCAUGGCUUCCGGAUGAUUCGCUUCGACGAAGCAUCGGAUGUGCGGCAAAUUAUCAACAUCAUCGUCGGAUGGUUGUCGCCCGGCCAAAAGCCAAACCCGCAGAGCUAUGCGCUACGGCUCCGCCACAUGCUUACCAAAGAGGUCCUCUGGAUGCCACCGGACACGUCGAUGUCACAGGUGAUGGCCCACAUCUUUAACCCAUCGUGCAGCAAUGCCGAUUGCCCGAACGUGGACAAAAGCACGAUCGCGAAGCGUAUGCAGCAGAAGACGAGCGGUGCGGUCGGACAUGCGAACAGCGUGUGGAAGGCGGAACUGCGCGUCCGCUACAUACCGAAAAACUUGAAGGAGCUGUACGAGCGCGAUCGCACCACGUGUCACUUUUACUUCGAUCAGGUCAAGCAGGACUACAUCCAGUCGAACGUGCCGAACAUUGAUCCGGAGAUCGCGAUUCAGCUGUGCUGCCUCGGUAUACGGCACUACUACAAAGACACUAACCAUACCUCGAACGACCGGAAGCAGCAUCUCGACUACAUCGAGAAGGAGAUGGGCUUCGGCAACUUCAUACCGAAAUCUGUGAUAGAUACCAUUAAACAGAAGAAUCUGAAAAAGCAAAUCCAGGCUGGCUACAAGAAGGUGUACAGCUACAGCGAGAUGGAGUACAUGCUCAAGUUUUUCGAUCUCCUUCGCACACAGUACACCUUCGACCAGGAACAGUUUAACGUGCAGCUGAGCAGCAGCUGGAACAUCCGUGUCGAUCUCAUCAUCGGACCACACGUCGGUAUCUCGUACUCGGUUAACCCGCAAGCGCCACCGACAAAGGUAACCGAUUUCGAGAGUAUCGAGCGCAUCACUACCAGUAUUCUGCCGACGUCACUCACUAAAAGUGAUCACCAAGGGCUCUCGGGAAGUGGUAAAGGUUUGAAGGGGAAAGAUCAACCUGAUUUGACGAGCUCCUGUGGAAGUAACUCGUCAACCGGUGAUGGUGACAAGAGCAAGAAAGACGGUAAGAAAGGUUCGUCCACUAGUUCCGCUAGCAGUCAGUGUGCGUGCGGAGAUAUUAAAACUCAGCUUCGUAUCCGUGUUAGCGGCAACAGUGAGGAUCUGGCGAUCACAUGUGAUGGCAUUAAGACUUCCGAAAGUAUAGCCGAUCUAGUCGAUGGUUACUGUAGAUUAUUUAACAAUAACGAUAACAGUCUGUGGGAUCGUACUGUUGUAUCAAAGGUGGGAGGUGUAGGUUCUGCCACACCUCCAACCAGUAACAGUGCGACGAAUUCGCUUGAAAAGAGCCAGCUCAAGAAAAGUCUCACAGAGUCGCAGACAUCUUCCUGCGAUCGGCACGGCUCACGAUCGUCUAGUGCGGAUCGUCUCAAUGGUGGCAACAAUGAGCAAUCCGAUAUGAGCACCUCAAGUCUGCAAGGUGGUAGCCAGCAGCAGCCACCAAAACCAACUCUCAACGAGGAUUACGCGGAGCUUGGAAUGUGUGAUGAGGAGGGUGACUACUCUACACCGGCCGCACGCGAUUACGAGCUCGAUCGGUCGCAAAUAACGCUCAACGAGAUUAUCGGUGUGGGUCAGUUCGGGGAUGUGCACAUCGGCACCUGCCGGUUGCCUAACAAAUCCACCUUAGUUAGCAAGCUGAAUCAAUCGCUGACGUCCGAGUUCGACGAGUACUCACAGAUGGUGAUGGAUAAUGGUAAUGCGGACGCGCAGAAGACUGGUAUCAUUCAGGUGGCGGUGAAGACGUGCAAACCGGAUGCAGACACAACCACGUCCGAGAAGUUCCUGCAAGAAGCAUAUAUUAUGAAGAAAUUUGAGCAUCCCCACAUUAUCAAGCUGAUCGGUAUAUCCAGUGGCCCGCCGAUUUGGAUCGUCAUGGAGUUGGCCCGUCACGGGGAACUGCGAGCGUAUUUAAAGAAGAAUGGUCCCAAACUUAAGCUUGGUACACUGCUGCUCUACUCCUACCAACUAUCGACGGCGCUCAGUUAUCUGGAAUCGAAGAAAUUCGUACACCGUGAUAUUGCCGCCCGCAACGUUCUGGUCAGCUCUCCCACUUGUAUAAAGCUUGCCGAUUUUGGACUAUCAAGAUGGGUUGAAGAUCAAUCGUACUACACUUCCACCAAAGGUAUGCUUCCGAUCAAGUGGAUGGCACCGGAAUCGAUAAACUUUCGCCGUUUUACAACCGCUAGCGAUGUGUGGAUGUUUGGUGUUUGCACGUGGGAAAUACUCAUGCUUGGCAUAAAACCAUUCCAAGGUGUUAAGAAUUGUGAUGUUAUCGGCAAGCUGGAGAACGGUGAACGUCUUCCACUGCCGCCGAACUGUCCGCCUCGGCUUUAUUCGCUGAUGUCACAGUGCUGGUCGCUGGAACCGCUAAAAAGGCCCAACUUUAAAAGCGUCAAGGAAACACUCUAUGAAAUUCUGAUGGAAGAACGACAUAGCGAUUGUGAAACGAUGCGUCGGGAGAAUCGACGUGUAGCAGCGAUGUCUUGGGGUGCUGGAGAUGAUAUGGCACCACCCAAGCCUGCUCGAGGACCUACAAUGGGCGGCGACGGUCCCCUUGUGCCGGGUGCACCCCAAACGUACAUCGUUGCCCGCGAUCCAACCGUGCUGGCAGCACUGAUGCGCGAAAACGAGCAGCGGGGCAUCAAUCCGUCGUCCUACACGACACCGGCCUCGCAGCAACAGCAGCACCAAACGCAACAACCGUACUACCCGCAGGGUAAUUCGAUCGUGACCUAUCAGCAGUAUCAUGCGCAGCAGCAACAGCAACAGGUCCUUGCCGCUGAAUACUAUCAACAUCAACAGCAUCAACAACAUCAACAGCAGCAACAGUAUGUUAUGCAGCAAUCUCAGCCACAACAAGUGGCCGGCAAUUAUAUUGCGUACAGUGGUUCACCGGUGCAGAAUAUUCCGCCCAGUGGCGCACAGGCAUAUUCGCAGCAAGCAGCAUUCGUCAAAUCACCCCAGCAGGAAGAUCAACCCGGUGGUGCCAAGUCACGCAGUCUCGAGCGAAACGUUGGACAAAACAUAGUGUCCGCGUAUGCGGCACGCAUCAACUCGCUGGAACGAACGCGCCAGAUGAGCAUGGAGUACGGUAGCACCGUGAAGGCGAUGCGUUCCAACUCGCUGACUAGACAGUACAGUGGUGGUAACCAGUCGGAUCUUUACCCAGGCGUUGGGCAUGGUGUACGCUCGUCCAGCCUGGAACGAGGCGCCCAGAUGGUGAACGCUUCCAGUGUCGGCGGCAAUGGUGCAGGAGGCUUUAUGAAUCGUAUGGGUAGCCUCGAGCGCAAUUCACAGUCACCAUCCCAAUCGAUCUUUCUCAACUCGAUGAAGGGUGGCAGUUUGGAGCGGAACCAGUCGGCGGCAAUAGUGAACGAUAUGAUGAACAGCAAGAUUGCCUACAAGGGUGGAAGUCUGGAGCGCAACCAGCACAUACUGCUGACCCGUUCCGGAUCGGCAGUUGGAAGUUUGGAGCGCAAUAUGCCCUUCCAGAACUAUCGCAGCCCGGUCGCGGCUGCACCGAAAGAGCAGGAACCGUUCCAGGAGGAAAUUUACGACUUUGGCGGAGUGAAUGUAAAAUCUUGCGCCUCGAUCGCGCUGAAGAAGAGUGUCGAGAAAGGAAUGCUACCGCCGAGUUCGUUGGCCGUCUCGCCCGGUGUGCCUCCAAAUGCUGGUGCCAAUUUUGCCCUGCCGCCACCAUACAGUUCGGCCAGCAAGCAACAACAGGCGGCUGCCAAUCAACAGCAGCAACAACUGCAAGGUACACCACAGCGAGCUAUCUGGGGCGGUUCGACCGGUGGUAAUGUUGGAAUGCAUCAGCAACUGUACAUGCAACAGUCACAACAGGUACAGCCGGGAAUGGGUGCAGGACCGAUUGGACCGAUCAUCGGGAUUGCUUCCUCCCAGCAGGUUCAGAUACCGAUGAAGAUCUCCCACAGCCAACCGGUACAGGCUCAUCAGGUGCAACCGGUACAAGCACAAACGGUACAGCAGCUAGCACCAUCGUUAGUGCAAUCGGUUCAACAACAGCAACAUCAACAAAUGAUCGAUCAUCAACAACAACAGCAACAACAACAACAACCAGCGCAGUUGCAGGAAACACAGCAACAAUUAGAGGAGAAACUUCGCAAACAGCAGCAGGAAAGUGAAAUCGAUUCCAAAUGGUUACAGCAAGAGGAGAACAAUCUCAAGAAACGGUUGAGUUUGAUUACUGCCAAUACCGCCAGCAUGUCGCUCGAUCAACAGUCGGCGGGACCACUGAUGGAAGGCAACACACCACCCAUCAAUGGUGGUGGUUCAUCACUUUCCGGUAGCUACCAUUCACAGCAAAGUCCACACUUUUCCCCACAAAACACCAUGUCCGGACCGCAGAGCUUGGGUGAUCAUUAUCCCACCACACCAAACACGAGUGACUCGAGACCACAUACACCAGGAUCCGGCGGCGGUGGUGGUGGUGGUGGUGGUAUGAUUAAAUCGAAGAGCUCCUCCAUGGAACGCUGCACGACUCCACAGUCGAGUGAUGAGAAGUUUGCGGUGAAAAAGGUAGAACCGACCAAAACGAUGCCACUCGAUCGUACGAACGAUAUGGUGUACAACGCCACGACUAGUGUGGUGAAAUCCAUCAUGGCACUCAGUCAGGGCGUGGAUCGAGCACAAGCGGCCGAAUAUUUGAAUCUGGUGCGAAACGUUGGGUUUGAAUUGCGCGAUUUGCUCGGUGCGGUUGAUCAGCUAUCCGACAGCUUUCCGCCACAGCGCUACAAAGAGGUAGAGAUGGCACACAAAGUAUUAUCCAAAGACAUGUAUGAACUAGUUACAGCCAUGCGGCUCGCACAACAAUACAGCGAAACGACACUAGAUGCCGAAUAUCGGAAAAGCAUGCUGUCAGCGGCUCACGUACUUGCAAUGGAUGCCAAAAAUCUGCUCGACGUCGUCGACUCCAUUCGCGUACGAUACCCGAACCUCUUCCCACAGCAACCGAGCGCACCGUCAAGUCCAACGCAGCGGCAACAGGGUAGCGGUAACGCAUCCACAGUCAGCUCCGCAGUCCAUCCGUCCAAUACACCCCAAAUGUUUGCCCAGCAGCAGCAGCAGCAGCAGCAACAUUCGUUCGAUCAAUCCCAACUGCUGAUGAUGGGCGAAUGUUAUCAAAAUCUUCAACCAAAGCAACCGAUGCUGGCGCACAGUUCGCCGCCAACGUCGCUUACACAUUCCUACGAAAGUUCCGCACCGACGAUGGUCAUGGGCAAUGCCGGUCAGCCGGGAAUAGCAACGAUUUCAUCGUACCAACAGAGCGGUAUCUACGAUAAUGAGUGUAUUAUUAGCAGCCAGCAACAAUCCGCCGACGGUGGUAAGCUGAAGAAACCUCUCAUUGCCGCAAAACCACCAUCGGUUGUGGCGAUGGCUUCGGUUAAGCUAAAACCAGUAGCAUCGGUACCGAUAGAUGUGCCCGACUCGGCCGCUGGCAGUGGUGGUGAGCUGUAUUCGAACGCAUCAUCCGUAACGUCCCAAAGCCCAAACGGAUCCGGCUCGCUAACCGGUGCAGACAUCAAACUUCCCGACCCGGUUUCGUGUACGAUUGUGCAGGAAAAUUUGCUUGCCGCCAACAAUCAGAAGGUGAUGGCCACGAAUAAGCUAGGCGGUUAGAUGAUCGAACUUCUGUCGGUCAAUAUUUCUUAUACUCAGCUUCGUUUUUUUCUUCGCCUUCAACGCGAUACUGAAUGCAACGGUGCGGUUCAGGAUCUCGCUUUUCUUGAAAUAAAAAUAGCAAAAUGAACGUUUGCAAAGGGAGUAUAAGGCUGGAGGACGACAAGAAGGGAAGUAACGUUAGGAAGGAACCGCUAUUUACUGUCAUAUAAUGUACUUGAAGAUGUAUGAAUUGCUUUGUAAGAUGAUAGCAUCUUAUUGAACGAGUCACUAGGAUGGAUCUAUAAUCGAAUAAGCGAAGGUGAACAGACGCAAAGGUAAGCAGUAGGAUGUAUAGUGCUGUUAAUGUCCCGGCAAACGAUGCAAUAGAGAGCGAAAGAGAAUUGAGUCAUUGUUUCGUACUCGGUUGCGAUUCAAGGUUCUGCUCGCGUCUAGUACUGCACCAAACUACUAUGCGUGCGCAACUAUAUGCUAGAUUUAAAGCAUAAUUUUAUGUUAUUGUACUUCGGAAAAAAGGCAUAUUUCGUGUAACUAUCGUUGCUUCGUGCAGCAGUAUCGUUGAUGACCAUGAUAAUGAGACAAAAGUGAAGGUUUUUUUUGUUUCUCUGAUGAAUAAAAAUGAGAUGAGUGAUGAAGACAUAUGGCGUUUGGUCACGAAACGUGCUUCUAACAUCACAGUGUACGGAAUAGUUUUUGCUUGCAAUUUUGUAUCGAGGCUUUUUGGUGCAUUUUAGGGUUGAUAAAAUUAGUUUUUGCAUUAAUUUUGCGCACAAGAAACGAAAGCAUUCCUUCCACCUCCUUAAUGGACCAUAUUUGCAAAAGGAAUUGUUUCCGCAUAACUAACAACCACCAGAAAACAAGAUGAGACUAAUACAUAAAACAAUCAGCAAUAUAAUACGAGCACAGUGAAGGUGGUGUAAUAGUAAUAGCAGAUUUUUUACCAAAAAAAAAACUUUUCCAACCUACAACCAAGGACGGGGAAUGACGGAGGUUUUUUAGUUAAAUUUUCUUUUUCCUCUUAUCAAAUUUUCUCUAUAUCCUAGCUAAGAUUUUGAGAAAAAACUUUACACAGUGUAAGUAGUGGAAAGCAUAUUGCUAGUGAAAAGGAAUUGGUUUGUGUGAUUUUAAUUUAAAACAUUUCGUUUGUUCGCUGCUUUGUCGCUUCCCAUAACUAAUCCCAUACGUAAACAACCAUUAUGCAUUGUUUGUCUUUAAAUUGGUAGUCUAAAUUAGUACAUUAAUUAACAGCCUUUAAUGAAAAGGGGUUUAAAAAGGAACUAAUUUGUCUAGAAACAUUCCAACAAAAUGUAUGUAAAUUUACUUUAACAAGUUAAAGUGUGUAUGUGUGUGAGUGUUAUUUGGUUUUGUGUCACAUAUUCGCUAUACUAACUAAUACAACUAUCUACUCAUCUAAAGUUGUUAACAUCGAUCAAGCUUUUCCGCGUACUAAACAAAUACGUCAAAAAUACGAUCAAUCGGGGAAAAUUUAUAACAUUCCAACGGUUUUGAUAAACCAAAAAAAAAACGUUCACGACUAGUAAAUGGCUGCUGAAUGCCGAAAGCCAAACAUACAUGCUGUGUGCUUUGCCGGUUUACUGCAUUUAAUGACGCUUUGGGCAUAGAAAAUGCAUCGCAAUAGCUUGAUCUCGAAACUAUCUUAAAAUCUCUUCAUUGAAAGGAUGGUAAACCGUACUGUAUAUAGAAUGCUAAAGAGGAAUCAAAUGGGAAGAGAAACACAUUAUAUGCUAUGCAAAUACAAUUCGCGUGUGUGUGUGUUGUAUUGCAUCCAAAACAAUAUAAACGUACACUAUCUUUGUGCGAUUUUAUUAUUUCAUUCAGUUUUCUAUUUAUGUCCGGUGCUGCACACUUAAAAAAAAUCAAAACUACAUCAAUAGCAAACAAACAAACAAAAUCUCCACGAUACGGCUUAGUGAAAACAAUAACUAAACUGUUAAGUUAAACUUUAGAAUGGUCACUAAACCAAAUGGAAGUAGUACAUCGUAAUAAUCAAAAUACUAAAAAUGUCAUCCCACAUAAAGUAUAGCAAAGCCAACAGACAAAACUAACAAAAACAUUUACAUCGGACAUGAAUAAGUAUUAACACACAGAAGAAAACCAAAUGACGAACGAGAACACAGAAAGCGAUAAUGCAUGCAUCUGACAUGGAAGCAUGUCUUCAUGACCUCUAACAUCCCUUUUUGUAGACCGCAGAUUGAUGAAUUAAUCCUGGAUAAUAAAAAAAACACACAUAAAACAUA